Molecule: messenger RNA, 1848 nt
Organism: Acytostelium subglobosum LB1
Lineage: Eukaryota; Evosea; Eumycetozoa; Acytosteliales; Acytosteliaceae
Exons: 6
Coding region: 1-1848 (615 amino acids)
Biological process (GO): protein phosphorylation
Cellular component (GO): cytoplasm
Molecular function (GO): ATP binding; protein serine/threonine kinase activity
Source: RefSeq, a predicted model, not a curated record
AUGCAAAACACUCUGGCUGAUAUAGUACCACUUGUACUGUUCCUCUUGUACGUGUUGGUACUUGUAACAGGAAUCCUAUCAGGUAUAACAGAGCUUGUCAAGCAUAGAGCAUCGUUCAACUCGAUCAAACUGUUCUUCUAUGCACUCUACAUCCUCAAUGGACUAUGUCGAGCUUUGAUACUGGCAUGGGGCAUGAGCGAACAGUUGACAGGAGGUGAGUUCUAUGCCAACUUCCCUGCCCUCUUAUAUAUAUCAUAUGCUGGUCUACUGGCAUUACAAAUGUUGGUAUCAUAUACUACUCCUCAGUCACAUCUCGACAACAUAAUACCUAACAAUCAACAUGUUGACAACAACAACAAUAGGAUACAGUUCUCACCUUCAGAAGGCUACACUCUACUUAAUAGACAGAAGCAAAGGAAUUGGUUUAUGGUGAGAUCUGGCACCAAUUUAUUGAUUGGAUGCAACUUGAUCAUGUACUUUACAGCAUUCCUAUUGUUUGGACUGGCAGAGCGAGAGAUUGGUGACUCUACAUCUAUUGGCCACUUUACCUCUAGUGACUCAAUGCCCUAUGCCGAGAGUGUCAUCUACUCUGUGCUCGACUACUUCUUUAUUACAAUCGACCUCAUCCUAUUCCUUUCACACGCUCUUGUCGCCUACAAGACAUUUAGAACAUUCAGAGAAAUCUAUGGUGUACAAAUUAACAUUGCACAUGCAUCACUAAUCCUGUUAAUAUUAUGCAGGGCAAUAAUAUUAUUCCUAAGUCCAAACUCAUCCAACAGCUCGUUGUCAAUAUCAACAGGCACCGAUCAGUUUAUAGUUUAUACGUUGGUGUACUAUAUAAUUGGAGAGAUCAUACCAGCCUUCUUGAUAAUCUAUAUCGAGUUCAUAUUACCAUAUCAUAGUGCAGACAGUUAUAUAGACCUUGGAACAGUCGACGACCAAGAGUUGACGAUACAGUUUGAACAUGGUGAGAUCAUUGGACGAGGUGGAAGUGGAGCACAGAUCAAACGAUGUACGAUGCGAAAUGGAAAGGGUGGCGAUCCAAGGAUAUGUGUCGUCAAGACGAUUGAUGAACACGAGUGCAACAGCAUCGACUAUAUACAUCUACAGGAUGAGAUACGUAUCUAUGAGUAUAUUCAAAAGAAGUCCAAGGGCACUGAGAAUAUACUCAACUACAUAUUGGCGUCCAAGUCCAAGUCUGAGCUGCGACUCUACCUAGAGUACAUGCCACACACACUGGAGAACUAUCUGGUGGCUCGUUCCAACUGUGGCGACAAGCCUAAUCUACAAAAGUACUUCCUCAACAUACACUUCUAUGCAAGCAGCUUCCAGAUGACUCCUCAACAGCCAUACUUCUUUGAGAAGGAUGCUGUGCUCACAUGUCUUUUAUCCAUUGCUCAAGGUCUACAUUUCCUACAUUCAAAUAAUAUCAUUCAUAAUGACCUAAAGCCAAACAAUGUAUUUGUAGUAUUAGAGUAUGACACAGAGAUCAAACAGUGUAAGAUAGGUGACUUUGACAAUAGUAUACUGUUGAGAGGCAAAGGUGACAUUAUCAAUGCCAUUGACAGAGUGGAUGAUUACACUCCUUAUUUCAAACACGAUAUCUUGCAAUUUGGAAUGAUAAUCUACUACCUGUUGACAUUGAACCUAUUGCCAAAGUGCAUGGGCUACCAUUCGUAUCACGCACCAGCCCUACCGAAACUGGACCAUCUGACAGACAUCAAGUGGCUACCUAUUGUGGACCUGUAUCAACGAUGUGUCAAUGUUGAUCGCUCCCAACGACCCAACACCCAAGAGAUACUUAAGUUGUUGGAGUUGGAGAGAGAAUACUCUGAACAUCCCUUCUAA